Camelina sativa (false flax) is the source of this 1745-nucleotide messenger RNA. RefSeq names its product growth-regulating factor 9-like. Gene Ontology annotation, biological process: regulation of DNA-templated transcription; DNA-templated transcription; developmental process. NCBI's taxonomy places the organism in Eukaryota, Viridiplantae, Streptophyta, Magnoliopsida, Brassicales, Brassicaceae. Gene Ontology annotation, molecular function: ATP binding. Gene Ontology annotation, cellular component: nucleus. The record is from RefSeq and is a predicted model, not a curated record.
GUGUCUGUGUUUGUGUGUGUGGCAUCGAGAGGGAAACUCAACUUUUUUUUAAUGUCCGAAAAGUAUUCAAAAAAGGCUGAAAGACGCUGACGCAUUUGUCAGAAACCUGACAACUGCCUUUAAAUCUCUUCACACUCUCACCUCUUCCUCUGUUUCUCUCUCUCUCUCUCAUUGUGUUAAAACAGUGAAGAACAGAGAAGAGAUUUUAUUAGUAUCUGGUUUGGUUUGUUUGUGUUCAAGCUUUUUUCUUCUUGGGAGAUGCAGAGCCCUAAAAUGGAGCAGGAUGAGGAGUUAGAGGAGAGGAGGAGGAAGAAGUGGCCGUGGAUGAAGGCGGCGCAGUUUGUGGAGUUUCAGAUGCAGACUUUGGUGUAUAGAUACAUAGAGGCUGGUCUUCGUGUGCCUCAUCACCUUGUGGUGUCUAUUUGGAACAGUCUUGCUCUCUCUUCAUCCUCCAACUACAACUCUCCCUCUUCUUCUCUUGCAGUGUUGAGUAGUGAUAAAGGAUUGAACCAUAUCCACACAGUGGAACCUGAACCCACAAGGUGCAGGAGAACUGAUGGGAAGAAAUGGCGGUGUAGUAAUAGGGUCCUUCUGUAUGAGAAGUACUGUGAACGGCACAUGCAUAGAGGCCGUAAACGUUCAAGAAAGCUUGUGGAAUCAUCUUAUAAGGUUGCUUCGUCGUCUGCUUCAUUAACAAAACACGACAACACUUAUGGUUUGGACAUAAAUAACGACAGUGAGAGUGUUCUUCUUCAUGAGACAAUGUCGGGUUCUAGUAAUGCCCAGGUAGUUACCAUUGCUUCACUGCCUAGUGCCAGAGCCUGUGAUAAUGUCAUUCGUCCGUCUUUAGUGAUCUCCGAGUCCACAAAAGAAAGUGUGAGUCACGGUGACAGGAGCAGAAGGAACAUGGAGAUGAGUUAUGAUGACUUAAUCAGUAAAAAAGAGUCGAGUAUGUGUGUUAGUGUUGUUCCCCUUCAAGGUGAUGAGAGCUUACCUUCUGUUCAAAAGUUCUUCCCCGAGGUAUCUGAUAGUUCCUUACAAGGUGCACAAUUCUCAGGCAACAGGAAGAAUGAAAUAAUUGCAAGAAGCAGAGAAUGGAAGAAUAUGAAUGUUGUUAAUGGUGGCUUGUUUCAUAGUAUCCACUUUUCUCAAGACACUGUUCUUCAAGAUCGUGGUGGGUUUCGUUUACAAAGAGUUGAAACAGACAAAGAACCAGGAAGGUGCCGAAGAACAGAUGGGAAGAGGUGGAGAUGCAGCAAAGAUGUUUUGUCUGGUCAGAAAUACUGCGAUAAACACAUGCAUAGAGGUAUCAAGAAGAAGCAUCCAGUGGAUACUACUAUCGCACAUGAGAAUGCCGGCUAUAGCCCGUUAACGGUGAAAACAGCUGCUAGAUCUGUGACUUGCAAAGAUGGAGAUGACCAGAAGCUCUCUCUUUUAGUCAUGGGUAUUCCACUGCCCCGAGUUUCUGAUGAGAAGACCACUAGUAGUUGCAGUACCGACACCACUAUUACUGACAUAGCUUUAAGGGGUGAAGAAGACAAUGAGGAGAUAUUGUCAUUAUUUUCUUCAGGCGUCUAGAAGCAUAGAACUAUUGUUAAGAUUUUAAUGCUUUUAGUUUGUCUAUCUAUGGAUCUUUCAGUGUUAGAUGUUAGAAGAAGUCAAAUCACAUAGACACGAGUUUUACGUAGAUUAUAAUAUGCUGAAAUGAGAUAAUAUAUCACAUGGUGGAAUGUACUUUCUCUGAA